CUCGUCUGCCCCCUUUGCCUUAGCUGCUGCUAUUCUCCUUAUCUGUUCAAGCACUACGCAGGCUAUCUGAGGGCUAUUGCGCUUGUCGCGAUGCCCCCUACUUUUAGGUCCUCCCGCUCUGGUCGACAGUUCAUCGAUAAUAGCACAAACCGAGGCAGAUCGGGCCAUUUCGACCAUGAUAUAUUCGAAGGCAUACCAGUUCGUCGGUGGACGCGCCAACAACAUACCGUCUCCCAAGCCCCGAAACCCGACGAGUCAGAACCAAAAACCCCUGGAUAUGGUGGGAUGUCGUCCCUGCCGGAACUUGCCAUGCCUAAGGAUAGCCAGCUGUUGAUGCCCGCAAGCAGGGCUCUCCUUCGCGCCGCCCGCGCGGGGUGUAUAUAUAUCCGCCAUGUUGACAAGGAUGUCGAAGAUGACGAAAAAGAAACGACAGACGUGGAGGAUUUGGUCGCUGCGAAUGGGAUGGAGCGCAACUUCACAACGCGCAAGUGGGCGCUGGUUCCUAGACAUUUAGAACCCCCUGAGACCGAAUAUCUUGCGAAAAGGAGACUGGGAUUACCAGCCUUAUACGGCGCAUCUGCUAAAGUUUCAGAUGGCAUUGCCGAUAAUGCAUCCGGUCCCAUGAGGAGGACUAAAUUUACAAGGGUUGAUCCGGCAACGGGAAAUAUCUCAGUCUACGAAGCGUGGGUUCCCGAGGGCUACAAAAUUGAAGGAGAGGUUACAGGGGCCGUUCAGACUAUAUCUGCAAGUAACGAUGCAGAUGUUAAACCUGAAACUCUAGCUCCAGGAACAGUCGUCGAAGGCGUCGGGGUGGUCGAUUCUGAAGGCGUGGUUGUGGCCGAAACCAGUUCGGCAGCCGUUGUGACUCCUAAAAGGCGGCCGCCACCGCCGAAGCGUAAGGCCAAAGGUUUUGCAAAGGGCAGGAGGAAGAAGGUCAUGUUUGCAUCUGGCGAGGGAGUUGAUGCUGCCGCCGUACACGGUGCGCACGGUGGCUCUGUUGCUGGUGUUGGAGAGGGGGAUGCAUCACACAUGUCAGUUGAUCCUCAGUCUGAACAGGAAUACGACGCGGAAGAUGGCGAGGAGGAUGAGGAGAGUGAUUCCGACGCGUCCAUGAUAGACGUGAAGAGUCCAGAGGCCACUACUCCAGGCCCGCAGCUGUCCGUGGUUUCAGAUCGACACCCCGAUACCCCAGCACCUGUCGAAAAGGAAGCCGAGAAACCUUCAACAUCUGCUUCGGAAGAGCUUUCUGAUGGUACCUCGAAAGGAAAACAAGACCUCGCGGUCUCCGACAUCCCCACGGCCCAUGCCCCCGUGGAUGAUACGGUCAUGGCAGAUGCCGAGGCAUCUUCAAAUGUGCCUGAGGAUAAUUUGCCAACCGUAUCACAGCAAAACCCAGAAACACAGAAAUAUCCCGUCCCAGACUCUGUGGCACCAGGGGCUACCUCUCCAAAAGCUGCAGCACCAGAUACCGCAGCGCUGGAAACUACGGAUAGGGAAUCCGCUAAAGCAGAGGAUGCUGUACGCAAAAGCGCUAUGCCCUCAUCAGUGCCUGGAGCCCCAGAGCCUAGUGAAUCAAAAUCUGCGCAAACGACUACACCCGCUGCUCCUGAUUCUAAAGUGCCAGAGGCUACUCAGGAGCCUGCUGGGGCGCCCACUGAGAAGAAUGAUCAAGCCCCGUCUGGUGAAAAUGUUGAAGAGACAUCCCUUCUGCCACCAGUCAUCGCGGAAAACAUAGAGCCUCAGUCUACAGAGCCUAGCAGUCAAGCACAGGAAACUCCGAACGCUACGGGGACAAACGAAAAGCAACCGGAAGCAAUGCAGAUGGCAGACAAAGCUGAUACCUCUGCUAGAGACCCUGCUCCUGAAUGUACGGAGCAACCACAUCAUUAUCGACCUCCGCAGACAACCGCUGCGAACGAAGAAAAUGACCCCCCGAUUGAUAACAAUGGUACUGGUGAACAAUUCUCAAAGAUAGAUGACCCAACAACAGCACCUCCACAGGAAUAUGGUUCCAAAUCCCCAGGCCCUACUUUCUCUAUAACUUCGUCUUCUGCCCCUUCCUCCCCUCCCCCUAGUUCCCCUUCUACAUCAGCCCUGGCGGCCCUCGAAGAAGAGCAAAUGAGGGAGGAACAUGGACAGGAACAGAGAAAGCCCGAUGAGGCAGCCGGUCAUGCCGGCAACGAUCAUGCUGGAUCUGCGCCGCGGAGUCCAGAGGAGAAUAUCCCAUCUGGUAAUACUCCCAUAGAAGAAUCGAAACAAGACAGUGAGGAUGGCUCGAAAGCGGAAGCGGAAGCAUCGAAUUAAGGGAAAUGAUUCAGCAAUGUCUGCCAGAUCAAAAGUGACAAGUAUGAUGAUAUAUUUGUUCGAUAUAUAUGCUGUACUGUAUUUAUGCUGGAUUUUUUUUUUUCCUUACCUAAUAUUUCCUAAGGUCUGGUCUGUCCGAGUAGAUUUAGUUCCAAUGUCUAUGAAUGAACACAUUAAAUAUCAAUUUUAAUAUAUUCAAGCCCUG
This is a messenger RNA of Monascus purpureus, 2509 nucleotides long. Lineage: Eukaryota; Fungi; Ascomycota; Eurotiomycetes; Eurotiales; Aspergillaceae. The record is from the annotation of a GenBank genome assembly.